Adineta ricciae is the source of this 2211-nucleotide messenger RNA. NCBI's taxonomy places the organism in Eukaryota, Metazoa, Rotifera, Eurotatoria, Adinetida, Adinetidae. The record is from the annotation of a GenBank genome assembly.
AUGUCGGAAUAUAAUGAUAUUGCUGGCAGUGAAGAUAUUAUCUCAUUGAAUUACGAAACGCAAGAAACAUUCAAUGAACAUUCCUAUCGAAAUAAACAGUCAGCAGCUCGAACUGAGAAACCAGUAUCCGUGGCAGAUCAAGCGAAAGAAAAUCAAAAUCCAAUGGAACAGGUAACAAAUGCCGAAGCUGAUAUAAUGCUAGCAGACACGCAAAAUUAUUCACAACCGGUAACAGAUAAUGAAGUAUCAAAUGAAACAUCAUCGAUUACUGUUGAUACUCAAAAUACUUUAUUGUCUACUACGCCAUUUGUUAUUCGACUACCGGCAGCUCAAUCAACACUAACCGAUGGAAGUAGUAUUUCAGCUGAACAAGAAUUAAUAGUGCUUGACACGCAAGCUAAUAGAGAGGACAUUUCAUUACCCGAACCAUCAUCAAAAUCAAAUUUGAAUGUCGCUACCACUGAACUUGAAGUUCCAACUGCUACGAAUAAUUUACGACUCUAUGUCUCACCAGCAGCAAGUCUUCACGAAACAGCAAAUGUUGAGGAUGCACAACCAAAUCCAAUCAACAUAUUAACGACGGUAGACGAGGUCAAUCAUCCAGAGGAAGAAAACUUUGAUGACAAACCAAAAGAGGAACCUAUGGACACCAGCGAUGCACAAGUUUCACUUGGUAGUGAUGGUAUAAUUGAAUCGCAUCAAACACCAAUGCCCAGUAAUCACGAACCUACUCCAGCUAGCGAAACAUCAACAAAACUAUUGUCGCCAGCGCAAAACAAAACAGCAAUUUCACCCAAGUCCAAAGUAGCGUAUGCGUUGAGUCAACCAACAAUGGACAAAUUCGAGGCUAUUCUUGGUAAAUUAACAACAGCAGCAUCGAAUAAUAAUAAUGUUAAUGAAUCAAAUACAACCGUUCGGGAAGAAGAAGAAAUCGUCAUUAAAGAAUCGAUUUCGAAAACAUUACGGCGAUAUACUGUACAAGUUGAUCGCAAAGGACGGGUUUUAUCACGCGACCUACUUCUAGAACGUAUUGUCGAGGAAAAUACAACAACUCGAAUAGAAUCAUGGCCACCAUCCGAUAACAAAACUGUUCAAAAAACGACUAAAGCUACUCAAAUAGCGCAAAGUGCCACGAAAAAAUCAGCAAAACAAGUGACACCCAAAAGACAAUCAAGAAGUUUAAAGCCAACUCCGACUGUCGUUUCACCCAAAAAAUCAAAAGCGAUACGAAGUGAUGAUGACGAUGUGAUCCAUGUGGAAUCAACUGAGGAAUCUGGUGAUGAUAAGAAGAACAAAAGUGAUGAGGACGAUGAUGAUGAAGAUGAACCAACUGAUAAUAUCAGUGGUGAAGAUUUCGUACCGACGAAUACAUCGGGACAAGCAUUGAAAAAAGGUUCACGAGUGUAUGCCAAAUGGCUCGAUGGUCAUUUCUAUCCUGGUAUUGUCGGAAAUAUCAAUGGUGACAAAUGUAUGAUUGAGUAUGACGAUGGUGGUAGACGUUCGGUGAAAGCGCAAGAUGUGAUCUCUCGAAGUUAUUUGGAUGUGAAUCAAGUGGUUCAAGCACAAGUUGCUGAUGAAGAUUUCAAGAGUGGAAUUAUCAAACGUUUGAUUAAAAAAAGGAAAACUGGUAAUAUUGGUUAUGUAGUGGAAAUAAAUGGUAAAGAAAGAUGGUAUCCAUUGCCAUUUAUCUCGUUAACUGCUGAGCAAGCAGAAGAUUUAGUAACCAAUAUGAAUAAGCAUGCAGAAGAAACAACAACGAAUGCUCAAGGAAAGCGUAAACGAACAUCCGUGAUACCUUCAUCACCCAAUAAGAAAAGUAAAUCUGUAACUACAUCGUCACCAACUAAAAGUCAACGAUCAACUUUUACACCAACGCGUCAAACAAAACUGUUCAAUUCAAUGCACUUUCUUCUUACAGGUUUCAAUGAAUCAAUCGGUGCUCGAGCUGAAAUUCAAACUUGCAUCGAAAGUCACGCUGGAAAAGUCAUUGAAAAGCUUCCGAAUGCUAACCGCCGUGACAAUGUUUAUCUCAUCUCGGAUAAAGCACGAAAGACAGCGAAGUUGUUCGAUGCCAAGAAAGCGAAUAUACCUUGUGUGAAUUACAAAUGGAUCAAUGAAUCUAUUGAAAACGGCGAAGUGCAAAACUGGGAAAAAUACAGAUUAGUUCUACCAGACAAGGAUUCGAAAGCGAAUGGUAAUAAUGGAGAUUAG